AUGAAGAGCAGACCUGGGCGUGCAACAGACACUGUGCAAGUGUACGUCCUGAAGCGUCCGCACGUGGACGAGUUUCUCAAGAGGAUGGGCGAGCUGUUCGAGUGCGUGCUCUUCACUGCCAGCUUAGCCAAGUACGCAGACCCGGUGUCAGACCUGCUGGACAAGUGGGGCGCGUUCCGCUGUCGUCUCUUCAGGGAGUCGUGCGUGUUCCACCGAGGGAACUACGUGAAGGACCUGAGCCGCCUGGGACGAGACCUCAACAAGGUCAUCAUCGUGGACAAUUCCCCCGCCUCAUACGUCUUCCAUCCCGACAACGCUGUGCCGGUGGCCUCCUGGUUCGACGACAUGUCCGACACAGAGCUGCUGGACCUCAUCCCGUUCUUUGAGAAGCUCAGCAAAGUGGACAACAUCUACACCGUGCUCAAGCAGCAGUCCACGCCCGCCAGCUAA
This is a messenger RNA of Knipowitschia caucasica, 450 nucleotides long. Lineage: Eukaryota; Metazoa; Chordata; Actinopteri; Gobiiformes; Gobiidae. The record is from the annotation of a GenBank genome assembly.